Molecule: messenger RNA, 1479 nt
Organism: Nannizzia gypsea CBS 118893
Lineage: Eukaryota; Fungi; Ascomycota; Eurotiomycetes; Onygenales; Arthrodermataceae
Exons: 3
Coding region: 1-1479 (492 amino acids)
Molecular function (GO): oxidoreductase activity; heme binding
Source: RefSeq, a predicted model, not a curated record
AUGCCUACGUCGAAAUUGGUAUCGUCGCAAGCAAUUGCCAAACACAACACAGCCUCCGAUUGCUGGAUUGUUGUAGACAAUCAGGUCUGGGAUAUUACCGACUUUCUCCAGGAGCAUCCUGGUGGUCCAUCGAUUAUACUACAACAUGCUGGGCGUGAUGCUACAAAGGCAUAUUCGGCCGUUCACUCUCCCAGCGUUAUCCGCAAGGGCCUUCCGGCUGAUAAGUUAAAGGGUACUCUUGACCAGUCUACCCUUGACGCCGAGUGGUUGAAGGAGCCUGUCCAGACAGCUACUCGGGCUGUUGGGGAGAAUGAAAAGCCACCAUUGCAUACCCUCAUCAGUGCGCACGACUUCCAGCUGGUCGCCUCCAAGACGGCCCCUGCGAAAACGUGGGCCUUUUACUCAAGUGCGGCCAACGAUCUCAUCACUCGCGACGCAAAUAAGUCGUCCUUUGACCGGAUUUGGUUCCGUCCGCGAGUGUUGCGCAAUGUACGAGAGGUCAACACAAUGUCUAACAUCCUAGGGUGUAGCGUGAGCAUGCCGCUCUUUGUUGCACCCAGCGCAAUGGUGAAGCUGAUUCAUCCUGACGGCGAGCUAGGAAUUGCACGCGCAUGUCAGUCAAAGGGUAUCAUGCAAGGCAUCUCGAAUAACGCAUCUUUCUCCCUGAAGGAAAUCAGCGAUGCAGCGCCAGAUACACAGUUUAUCUUCCAGCUGUACGUGAACCGCGAUCGUGCCAAAUCUGCUGUUCAGCUACGUGAGUGUUCUGCCAACCCACAGGUCAAGGCUAUAUGCAUCACUGUGGACGCGGCCUGGCCCGGUAAGCGAGAGGCCGAUGAGCGCGUCAAGGCAGACGAAAACCUCACCUUGCCCAUGGUUCCGGGGAAGGGCAACAACGACAAAAAGGGUGGUGGGUUGGGACGAGUUAUGGCUGGCUUUAUUGACCCGGGGCUUACGUGGGAGGACCUGAAGUGGGCACGACAGCACACACAUCUCCCAUUGUUGCUGAAGGGUGUGCAGUCUGCAGACGAUGCAGUGAUGGCUAUGGAGGCGGGUAUCGAUGGUAUCAUGCUAAGCAACCAUGGUGGUAGAAACCUGGACACCAGCCCGGCCUCGAUCAUUACGCUGCUCGAGUUGCACCGCAGAUGUCCCGAGAUAUUUGACCGAAUGGAGAUUUACAUCGACUCGGGAAUCAGGCGGGGAACCGAUAUCCUCAAGGCCAUCUGUCUUGGAGCCACUGCCGUCGGGAUGGGUAGAAGCUUCCUCUUUGCAUCAAACUAUGGCCAGGAGGGUAUCGAGCACUUGAUUGAUAUCAUGAGAGAUGAGCUGGAGGGAGCCAUGAGAAACAUCGGCAUUACUUCUCUCGACCAAGCAGGCCCUCAGUACGUCAACACUGCCGACAUCGACCACCUGGUGCCCAAGGCGGCUUUUCAUCCGUAUGCGAGAUCCGUUUCGUGCAGCAAACGCCCGUCUAAACUGUGA